AAAACAGAUCUGAAAACACACCUGGAACCGCAAGAGGAACAAAACAACUCCUGUUUUCUUUUGUUUCUUCUUCUGUUUGUUGUGUUUACUGUCGUGUUGUGGAAUGGCAGGUUCCUCCAGCGCCCCUUUGUCCCGGACCUCCAGCCCGCACACCGACCCUCUGUUCCACCCUGACCCGCCUUACAGCGCUCCGAACCCGGCCGGCUCCCCGCGCCUCCCCGUUGCCCGUCUGUCCGGAGCCUUCCUGAGCGGCAGAGUCCCGGUGGGUGUGAACGGUGUGACCCAGGCCGGUCCUGCCCACACCGAGUGCCGGAUGGUGGAGGUCCACGGUGUGAAGGUGGCUUCGUUCACGGUGAACGGAGUGGAGCUGAUCUGUCUGCCGCAGGUGUUCGAGCUGUUCCUGAAGCACCUGGUGGGCGGACUGCACACCGUCUACACCAAACUGAAGCGGCUGGACAUCAGCCCCGUGGUGUGCACCGUGGAGCAGGUGCGCGUCCUGCGGGGACUCGGGGCCAUCCAGCCCGGAGUGAACCGCUGCAAGCUGAUCACUAGAGCCGACUUCGAGACGCUGUACCGGGACUGCACGAACGCCAGCUCUCGUCCAGGUCGUCCUCCAAAGCGAACUCUGGCUGUGGCCACAAUGGCAGAUGGCUCCAGACUCCUCCCACAUGGUCUCCUAAGCCCCGCCUUGCUUUCACAAACAGGUGUGACAGCAGCAGUUGCCGAGGCCCUGAAGUUGCAGAAGAUGAGGAUGAUGAUGGGUUUCCAUGGCAACAACCACCAGCACCUGAACGGCACUGAGUCUGAGAACGAUGACACAGGAUGCAGUGAAGGCUCAUGGGAUAGGGCUCCUCCCCCCUCUUCGAUGGGGGCAGGACCUCAUACUGGCUCUGCUUCUUUGCACCUCAGCACACUGCAGCAGCACAGCGCAUUAAUGGCCAACCGUCUGACUGAUUUGCCUUUUAUGGUCAUGCCACACCCCCUCCUUCAGGUAGGCCUGCCUCCAGCUAGCGUUGCCAUGGCGAUGAACCAGAUGAACCAACUGAGCGGUUUGGCAAACAUGGCUGCCAUGACACAGCAGGAUGACAAGGACACUCCCCAAGGAAGCCCCUCCCCCUGCUCCUCCCCCAGUAAUGAUGAUGAUGAGCAACGCCCACAAGAGCCAAACAGUCAAUCACCUUCAAGAGUUUCUUCAUCAUCCUCAUCCUCACCUGCUCGAGCUCAAACCCCAGACUUGAUUACAUCCACAGAUGGUGAAACUGCAGAACAAGAGAACAUUAAGAAGGUGCUGAAAGAGAAAGAGGAAAGCCUGUUGCCCCUCCCCCUUCUCAAACCAACUUAUGAGAAGCUGCCACUCUCAACACAGCCACUGUCAGUCAACCAGCCCGACUCCGCCUUUGCUCCGUUCCUAUUAGCUGAGGGACUGUCCUCCAUGGAGACACUGCUGACCAACAUACAGGGUCUCCUCAAAGUGGCCGUAGACAGCGCUCGCUCUCAGGACAAGCAGAACCAGCUGGAGAGGAAAGAGUUAAAACUGGAGCUGGAGCGAGAGAGGGAUGCCCGACAGACACUGCAGAGACAGCUGAGCUCUGAGCUGCACACCUCAGCGUCAAUCCACAGGAGGCUGAAGAAGGAGAAGAAGGCCAAGAGGAAGCUGCAGGAGGCCCUAGACUUUGAGUCGAGGAGGAGAGAACAGGUGGAACGAGCGCUCAAACACUCUGACUGUCUGACAGAUGCAGUGACUCCUGACAGCGAAUUGGAGAACAAACAACAGGAGAAUUCUGCAGUCCAAGAAAAUAGACCGUUCACCAAACCUCCACUGCUCUUCUGAACCUGCGAACUGUUCCACACCAUGACGAUGAAGAAGAAGAGGAGUGAGAAACCGCAGAACCUCUUUGAAAAGAAAAACAUUGACAUGACUGAAAAAAUACAAGAUAAAUACUCAAACUCCCAUUAGUCACUUCAGUAUGUAUCUACUAUUAUUAUUAUAAUCAUAGGUGAUAAAAGGAGGAGUUUGAUCUUACGGUCACAUGAUGGAUGUCUCAACUGUAGGAGACGGAGUUUAUUGAACUGAACUUAUUUCAUCAAUCUUACAUGUAAUGUUUUUAUUUAUAUUUAAUGUUUCAUCAUGAAGUUCUGUUAUGAAAUUAAUGAAAACUGAGAGAACAGGCAACAACAGCAGCGCAUUAAAACUAUAAAAGAUAGAAUAAGACAAAAACAACACAAAACUGUUUGUUUAUUUGUUCUGUAAAAUCAAAUAAAUGUGUAGAUUUUAUCUCACAGAUUAGAAAAAGAUGAUGCUUGUAAGAACAACAGCCCAAGGUUUAGAAAACCUCAGCCAGAAACCUAUUUUGUAAGAAUUUAAAUACUUUUAUUAUUUCAGUAUUGUGGUAAAUUUUUCUCUUAUGUUUAAAAAUAUAUAGUUUGACCCAGAUUGUGAGAUCAACACAUUUUACUCAAUAAACUGUUAAUAUUCACAGGUGUAAAUUCAUACAUAAUACACCAUUCUUACUGCUUUUUAUAUAUAAACCUAUAAGACUUAAAUUGUAUUUCCAUUUCCAAAAGCACAGAAAUUAAAUCAAAACUUACAUUGCCUGUUCUUUUUUUCAUUAUACUUUAGUUUAACACAGCAGGUCUUCUGUUGUUUAGUUGUUUAUUUGUUUAUUCUGAAUUAUGUUUUGUGUUCAUACUGUUCAUUGUACACUGUUCCUGUACAUAUUUCAGUAAAAAAAAAAAGAACUGUUCAAAGAAGACAAAGUUGUUUCUGUUCCUGUAGAACCAUUACUCAGAUUUUAAAAUAAAACAAGUGUUGUUUUUACGCAUGUUUACUCAUGUUACUGAAAAUAAAACCAUCAGAUUUUGA
This is a messenger RNA of Sphaeramia orbicularis (orbiculate cardinalfish), 2863 nucleotides long. It is a transcript of the gene dacha, whose product is annotated as dachshund a. Bases 104 to 1831 code for a protein of 575 amino acids. The record is from RefSeq and is a predicted model, not a curated record. Lineage: Eukaryota; Metazoa; Chordata; Actinopteri; Kurtiformes; Apogonidae. Gene Ontology annotation, biological process: regulation of transcription by RNA polymerase II. The transcript has 12 exons. Gene Ontology annotation, cellular component: transcription regulator complex; nucleus. Gene Ontology annotation, molecular function: RNA polymerase II cis-regulatory region sequence-specific DNA binding; DNA-binding transcription factor activity, RNA polymerase II-specific.